Messenger RNA from Cucurbita moschata (crookneck pumpkin), 613 nucleotides. RefSeq lists its product as uncharacterized. The record is from RefSeq and is a predicted model, not a curated record. The transcript has 4 exons. Lineage: Eukaryota; Viridiplantae; Streptophyta; Magnoliopsida; Cucurbitales; Cucurbitaceae. The coding region runs from base 97 to 594 and encodes 165 amino acids.
UUCUGUUACAUCAAUUCAGAUACACAGCUUUGCACUCGGAGGAUUCCACUCAAGAAAUUCUGCCAUUAUUUGACCAACGGCUUAACUUGUUUUUCAAUGCUCUUCACUCUAGUUUACAAUAACCCACCUCGCGCAGUCCUUGCUUUUAGGAAUUCUUUUAUUACUAAUGAUGAUCAAUCGACAUUCAUUUGUGAAAUGAUGUCGUCAGAUCCAGAUGAUCAUGAGGACGACAUAAAUUGCAAUAUUGACUUUAAAAGCUUUGUCUCAAUUGAUUCGAAAGAGUUCCAACGUGUUGUAGAAGAGUUUAGAAACAUUAUAACAGUUUAUGUUUUCGUGACGAACUUACAAGUGAGGUUCACAUGUGCAUUGAAAGAGAUUAUUCUUAGCCAAGUGGAAGAACAAUGCAUUAUUGGAGGUAUUGAAGAUGGACAAGAAAUUCAAUUCGUAAUCACUCUCCAUCCCUCGAGAUUUUUUAAUGAAUUGUCAUCUCAAGUGGGAAGGGUAUGGUUGUACCGGACAAGCAAUGCUCGAAGUGCAAUCUUUGCACCUAUUAACUCAAAUGCUCAAUUUGUGGUCUAUUUUCCCAUAAUGUGACAUGGGAAAUCCAUGCUCA